AUGCCAUUUGUGGAGGAGGAAACAUGCAUUCCUCACAACCUCAAAAAGUUUGCAUCCUAUGAUUCAGCAGUUGAGUGUUCAUCAUCUGUCCCAACAGUUGAGAUUCUGACACCUCCUGUCCCAGCUGUGAAGAGCACACCACCACCUGUCCCAGCUGUGAAGAGCACACCACCUCCUGUCCCAGCUGUGAAGAGCACACCACCACCUGUCCCAGCUGUGAAGAGCACACCACCACCUGUCCCAGCUGUGAAGAGCAGACCACCUCCUGUCCCAGCUGUGAAGAGCACACCACCUCCUGUCCCAGCUGUGAAGAGCACACCACCACCUGUCCCAGCUGUGAAGAGCACACCACCACCUGUCCCAGCUGGGAAGAGCACACCACCACCUGUCCCAGCAACUGAGAUUCUGACACCUCCUGUCCCAGCUGUGAAGAGCACACCACCACCUGUCCCAGCUGUGAAGAGCAGACCACCUCCUGUCCCAGCUGUGAAGAGCACACCACCUCCUGUCCCAGCUGUGAAGAGCAGACCACCUCCUGUCCCAGCUGUGAAGAGCACACCACCACCUGUCCCAGCUGUGAAGAGCACACCACCUCCUGUCCCAGCUGUGAAGAGCACACCACCACCUGUCCCAGCUGUGAAGAGCACACCACCACCUGUCCCAGCUGUGAAGAGCACACCACCACCUGUCCCAGGUGGGAAGAGCACACCACCACCUGUCCCAGCUGUGAAGAGCAGACCACCUCCUGUCCCAGCUGUGAAGAGCAGACCACCACCUGUCCCAGCUGUGAAGAGCACACCACCACCUGUCCCAGCUGUGAAGAGCACACCACCACCUGUCCCAGCUGUGAAGAGCACACCACCACCUGUCCCAGGUGGGAAGAGCACACCACCACCUGUCCCAGGUGGGAAGAGCACACCACCACCUGUCCCAGCAACUGAGAUUCUGACACCUCCUGUCCCAGCUGUGAAGAGCACACCACCACCUGUCCCAGCUGUGAAGAGCAGACCACCUCCUGUCCCAGCUGUGAAGAGCAGACCACCUCCUGUCCCAGCUGUGAAGAGCACACCACCACCUGUCCCAGCUGUGAAGAGCAAACCACCUCCUGUCCCAGCUGUGAAGAGCACACCACCACCUGUCCCAGCUGGGAAGAGCACACCACCACCUGUCCCAGCUGUGAAGAGCACACCACCACCUGUCCCAGCUGUGAAGAGCACACCACCACCUGUCCCAGCAACUGAGAUUCUGACACCUCCUGUUUCAGCAGUGAGGAGCACAGCACCUCCUGUCCCUGUAGUUAAAAGACCAGUACCUCCUUUUCCUACAGUCGAGAGUCCAGCAUCUGUUUUCUCAAGAUCACAGUGA
Messenger RNA from Colossoma macropomum (tambaqui), 1365 nucleotides. RefSeq names its product leucine-rich repeat extensin-like protein 3. The transcript has a single exon. Lineage: Eukaryota; Metazoa; Chordata; Actinopteri; Characiformes; Serrasalmidae. The record is from RefSeq and is a predicted model, not a curated record. The coding region runs from base 1 to 1365 and encodes 454 amino acids.